UUGAUAUGCCAAACGUCGAGAGCUUAAGGAAUAGGUGUUUAUCUGCAAUUGCAGAAAGAUUUCGAGGGUUUAAGACAAAAUUGACGUCUAGAUAUAUAUUUGGACCAAAAAGUAAUGAAAAUCCAUGUUCCAAAUAUUCAGCAAUUGACGAAGAAACAUGGCGUCAGUUUGUAGAGCUUCGUUCUUCUGAGGCGUGGCAGGAAAAAAGGUCAAAAGCACAGGGAAUAAGCGCUCAGAAUAAAAAUCCACACCUCCUGUCUCGUGGUGGAUAUAGGAAGCUUGAAGAGAAAAUAAUGAAGCAGAAGUCAGAUAGUAGACUUCCACUUUCUGAGGGUGAUGACCCUCUUCCUCCUCCUUCACCACCAUCUCGGCACGACAAGUGGAAGUUAGCCCGUAUGAGACCAUCGGGCUCCUACACUUCGGAGUCUGCCAGAGAAAUAUCUGAACGAAUUGACUCAUUGGUUGAGCAGAGCUCCCAAGGUAGAAGCGGUAAAGGAAGUUGCUCAGCUGCCGGUGCCCCAGGAGACGACAUGGAUGACACUCGUCCAUGUGAGUUAUAUAUUCUCUCUGAUACUGGGACCAUGCUAGUGGCUCGUGGUACAGUGUAUGAGACAGCCACUGUAGUGCAUGGGGUACAGCUUGCAGAAGAUGAGGUCAAGGUCACGGUCGAUGAAGUUGUCAUAGCAGAUGUCGUUCUUCCUGUGCCUACAGAUGAGUUCUUCACUGUGGAAGAAGCAUUUAGGUCCUUUGUCGCCUGGCCUAGACAUUUGGUUGGUCAUGUAUCUAAUCCCCCGCAGAUAGGUCAAGAGGGAAGUCCUAGACCGAAGAAGACUCAUUUAUCUGAGGAUGACCCUCUUGGUGCGUUAGACGACCUUGCUAAACUCAUUUCAGAGGUGCCGAUGAAUAAUAAUAAAAUGAUUCUUAGUUCAAGCAUUAAGAUACAAGAAAAACCUAUUCAAGCUAAGCUCUAUUCCCUUCUGGAGACCGUGCUCAAUGAAACUUCAGCCAAAACUUCUUUCUCGGUGGUAGCUUACGCAUUCCUCCUCUCAUUGCCCUCCAACCAAUUUGUUUUUCUUCAGAGAACUCCAGCCAAAAGAAAAACUUCUGUGUAG
This is a messenger RNA of Vigna angularis (adzuki bean), 1112 nucleotides long. RefSeq lists its product as uncharacterized. The transcript is spliced from 6 exons. NCBI's taxonomy places the organism in Eukaryota, Viridiplantae, Streptophyta, Magnoliopsida, Fabales, Fabaceae. Bases 6 to 1112 code for a protein of 368 amino acids. The record is from RefSeq and is a predicted model, not a curated record.